UGGUCUUCUUCUUUUCCCCCCCAUGUUCAAACAUACUCAAUUGAACAUUUCUUUUGCAGUUUCUACACCAUACAUCUAUAAUGACGACCGGAAGCUGCUCUUGCACCCACAUCCGCUACAACACCACGCGCCCCCCGACCAAACUCGUCAAUUGCCACUGUACAACCUGUCGCAAACAAUCCGGCGCUCCCUACCAAACAUGGGCGCAUUUUGAUGUCUCCCAAGUAACCUGGAUCACUUCCCCACCAACAACCCGCUCCUCCAGUGCCAUCGCAACACGCGGUUUUUGUCCGAAAUGCGGGUCGAGUCUUACUAUGGCUUACAAGAACAUGCCAGAGUUAAUCGGGAUACCGGCGGGAACAAUUGACCCGGGAAGUGAUGGGGAGGAGAUCCCAAGACCGGAUUGCCAUAUUUUUUUAGAGGAGAAGGCGGGGUGGUUUGAAGUGCCGGGGGAUGGCCUGGAAAGGUUUGAGAGGCAUUUCAUGGGGUAGGGUUGGUGUGGAAGUUGGGUGUUUGCCAUGGACCUUUUCUGGUUAACUAGUAUUCUUCGGAUUAAUGAAACGGGGCAAUGGCCUCCUUUUCUUUAGGGGAAAGCAGAGCUGUAGAGAUCCAUGCGCUAAAUGUCGAUUGUGCCGGACAC
This is a messenger RNA of Aspergillus ruber CBS 135680, 640 nucleotides long. Its product is annotated as GFA family protein. Gene Ontology annotation, molecular function: carbon-sulfur lyase activity. NCBI's taxonomy places the organism in Eukaryota, Fungi, Ascomycota, Eurotiomycetes, Eurotiales, Aspergillaceae. The transcript has 2 exons. Bases 81 to 491 code for a protein of 136 amino acids. The record is from RefSeq and is a predicted model, not a curated record.